UUGAACUACCCAGAAAUUUAUUUAAAAGCUUGCCAAAUCCUGAAGUUAUAUCUGAAAUCAUGAAAAAGAAUCAUAUCCCCAACGAAUUUCUUAAAAUAUUAGAGAUGAAACUUGAAUCCACCAAUAGUAAAAGUAGUAAAAGUAGUAAAAGUGACAAGGUUUAUAUCCCUUCGGGUCAAGCUUCUAAUAAGAAACGUAAAGCUGAUGAUUAUCAUGGAAUUCCAUCUACUUCAACACGAAAGACCGUACCAAGAGCUGCUAAAUCUAAUAUAAAAUCAAUGGCGAUUAUAUCAACUAGUAGUGAAGAAGAAUUAGAUUCUAAUAAUGCUUCUGAAGCAGAUAGUGAUGUAGAAUUGAAUGACGAUGGAGAAUAA
Molecule: messenger RNA, 374 nt
Organism: Funneliformis caledonium
Lineage: Eukaryota; Fungi; Glomeromycota; Glomeromycetes; Glomerales; Glomeraceae
Source: the annotation of a GenBank genome assembly